Messenger RNA from Populus nigra (black poplar), 1648 nucleotides. RefSeq lists its product as uncharacterized. Gene Ontology annotation, biological process: mRNA splice site recognition. The coding region runs from base 200 to 1438 and encodes 412 amino acids. Lineage: Eukaryota; Viridiplantae; Streptophyta; Magnoliopsida; Malpighiales; Salicaceae. Gene Ontology annotation, cellular component: U1 snRNP; U2-type prespliceosome. The record is from RefSeq and is a predicted model, not a curated record. Gene Ontology annotation, molecular function: mRNA binding. The transcript is spliced from 13 exons.
GCAUAUAGUCUAGAGACAAAAUCACAUAAUCUACCAAAAAGCAGCAGUAAUUUAACCAAGGAUAGAUAAGUAAGAAAUCAAACCCAAGCCCUAGAGGUCCCGAGUCUCUCCCUCGAUCUCAACAAACACAGGGAGAGAAGAAGCAGUGCUUGCUGCUUUGUUUGUUUGUCUGUCUCAGUGGAGAUUGGAGAAACCAGAGAUGGAUGCGAUGAGGAAACAGCUGGAUGUGCUCAUGGGAGCAAAUCGAAACGGCGACGUAAGAGAGGUCAAUCGCAAGUACUACGAUCGUGAUGUUUGUCGCUUGUACUUGGUUGGCCUUUGCCCUCACGAGCUUUUCCAACUAACGAAAAUGGAUAUGGGACCAUGCCCGAAAGUCCAUUCACUGCAGCUGAGGAAGGAAUAUGAAGAAUCGACGGCGAAAGGUGUUGAUAACUAUGAGAUAGAGUUAGAGAAUGUUAUCGAUAAGCUCAUUGUCGAAUGCGAUAAGAAAAUCGGUAGAGCACUUAAGCGUCUUGAAGAUGAAGACGCCAAGGCUGCUAUUGCGAUUUCAGUCACUGAGGUUACACAGAAUGCUGAGGUAAGUGAGUUGUCGAAGCUGAUUAAAGAGAAACUGAAAGAAGUUGACAAAUAUGAUCUCGAAGGCAAAACAGAUUUUAAAAUUCAAGUUUUGGAAGAAGUGGAAAAACUCAGAACUGAAAGAGCAGAGAAGCAGUCUGCACUGCUUUUGGAGGCCUUCAAUAAAGACAGGGCUUCUUUACCUCAACCCAUGCUGACCCCCCCACCACCACCACCCAUGCCAUUACCUACUCCUGAUCCUCGCACCCAAGAGAUGAUAAAUGAGAAGCUGAAGAAAGCUGAGGAUCUUGGUGAGCAAGGAAUGGUAGAUGAAGCUCAAAAAGCAUUGGAAGAGGCUGAAGCACUUAAGAAGCUUCCUGCCAGGCAGGAACCUUCUGCAGAUUCCUCCAAGUAUACUGCUGCUGAUGUGCGCAUUACUGAUCAGAAGCUACGUGUUUGUGACAUUUGUGGAGCUUUUCUAAGUGUAUAUGACAGUGACCGACGUCUUGCAGAUCAUUUUGGAGGGAAGCUUCAUUUAGGCUAUAUGCAAAUUCGUGAGAAACUCACUGAGCUUCAGGAAAACAAGCAACGCAAGGUUGACCGGCACGAUGAUCAGAGAUCGAGAGAACGAAGUAGAGAUCGCGAUAGAGAACCAAGCAGGGAUCGAGAUCGGGGAGAUAGUCGUGACCGGGGGAGAGAGUAUGAUCGAAAAAGCAGAGACCGUGACAGGUAUAAUGACCGGGAUCGUGGAUAUGAUCGUGAACGUGACAGAGGUUCAGAGCGCUCCCGCAAUUAUGAUUCAAGAAGUCGUCGCAGAUCACGUUCUCGAUCUAGGGAACAUUCUAGGGAUUAUGAUCACCACAGGCGCUUUGAACGGUACUAAGAUUGUGUUGCUGAGCAGUUGGCUAUGGAAACUUGUGUUUGUUGCCUAGGUCAGUAAACUUGUGGUUUUGAAGCUUAUGUAUGAUUUUCUCUGUCGUUCUGAUACUUUUAGUGGAGUUUGACAGUUGUCUCCUAAUAUCGUGGAUACCAACUACUUCGUAGAUUUUCUUGACUUCUAUUUUUAAGAGGUAUGAGUUGAACUGUUUUCCAA